Molecule: messenger RNA, 834 nt
Organism: Myxozyma melibiosi
Lineage: Eukaryota; Fungi; Ascomycota; Lipomycetes; Lipomycetales; Lipomycetaceae
Product: S-adenosyl-L-methionine-dependent methyltransferase
Exons: 1
Coding region: 129-791 (220 amino acids)
Biological process (GO): methylation
Cellular component (GO): eRF1 methyltransferase complex
Molecular function (GO): protein methyltransferase activity; nucleic acid binding; S-adenosylmethionine-dependent methyltransferase activity
Source: RefSeq, a predicted model, not a curated record
UGACGCGUGCGACACACGAAAAACCUCCGAAAUAUCACGUGAUUCACGACACCCAUCGUCAGGUUAAUUGAAUAUUUGCGUCUUCAACUUCGAUAUCGCUGUUGCUCAGAGCAGAUGCAGAAAGGGCGAUGUUUCCGACCCCAUCGACUUCACAUGUCGAUUACGACCAGGUCUACGAGCCAUCAGAAGACAGCUUUCUCUUCCUAGAUCUGCUGCAAGAAGAGCGGUCGUUCAUCCAGGAACGGUUUUCAGAUUCGUCGAAACUGGGGAUUCCCACUGUCCUAGAGCUAGGACUCGGCAGUGGAAUUAUCACGACGUUUUUCCACAACUACAUUCUGCCUCAGGCACUGUUUCUAGGCACAGACGUCAAUCCCCAUGCGUGCAAGACCGCGCUUGAAACAUCGCGGGCGAAUAACGGAACAAGAUACUUUGAUGUCCUGCGCACCAAUAUCUGGGACGGACUGAGGCCCAAUACUGUGGACGUCUUACUGUUCAACCCGCCUUAUGUCCCUGCUGAUAAUCUUGGAUCAUAUGAGUCUUCGAUAAAGUCGGAUGACUGGCUUGAUUUUGCUUUGUUAGGCGGCGAGGACGGCAUGCAAGUCACAAAGAUUGUUCUCGACCAACUAGACUUUGUAAUGAGAGAUCGCGGAGUGGCGUAUAUCUUGUUUUGCUUUAGAAACAAACCCGAGGAGGUAGCCAAGGCAAUGACUGAUCGUGGCUGGUCUGUCAAAAAAAUUGGCGAGAGAAAAAUCAGAUGGGAGAUAUUGAGCAUUUGGAGAUUUAGCAGAUAGAGUAGACAUGUACGAUUAUUUUUGGCAUCGGAUCACGGCGUUU